Molecule: messenger RNA, 1297 nt
Organism: Synchiropus splendidus (mandarinfish)
Lineage: Eukaryota; Metazoa; Chordata; Actinopteri; Syngnathiformes; Callionymidae
Product: dehydrogenase/reductase SDR family member 13-like
Exons: 5
Coding region: 169-1188 (339 amino acids)
Source: RefSeq, a predicted model, not a curated record
CCGCAUCGCCGCGUGUGAUCCUGACGACACCAGGUCAGAGGUCAAGACUCGCCACUUUCAACAGAACCGGUCCUGCGGGUAUCGACUGACAACUGGAGGAGACCAACCGGUCCGGCGGGUCCCUGCUCGCUUAUAAACCGAACCGAACACGGUGCGUCAGAGCGCACCAUGUUCCCGCUGCUGCUGCUGCUGCUGUUAGGACUCGUGGGAGGCUACGUGGUUUUGGUCCAGACCCUGUUCAAGAGGUCCCGGUGCAAGGGAAACGCUGCGAUGGCGGGAAAGACCGUCGUCAUCACAGGAGGAAACACGGGCAUCGGGAAGGCGACAGCGCUGCACCUGACCAGGAGGGGCGCCAGAGUCGUCCUGGCCUGCCGGAGCCGCGAGAAGGCGGAGGCCGCCAUCGCUGACAUCCAGCAGGCCACAGGAAGCGCGGACGUGCUGUACAUGCACCUGGACCUGGCCAGUCUCCGGUCUGUGCGGAGCUUCGCCGAGACCUUCCUCAAGUCGGAGUCCAGACUGGACCUGCUCAUCAACAACGCAGGUAAAGUUGGCUCAGGCCACGCCCCCUGCAGCUGUCACGGUGGCGCGACUGCCGCAGGUCUGGUGAACGACGGGCGGACCGAGGACGGCUUCGGGAUCCAGUUCGGCGUCAACCACCUGGGUCACUUCCUGCUGACCCGGCUGCUGCUGUCCAGGCUGAAGGAGGCGGGCGGCGGCCGCGUGGUCACUCUGUCGUCCAUGGCCCACCGCUGGGGAAACAUCGACUUCCAGGCGCUGGAGGCCACCAAGCACCUGGGCACCGGCAGCUACAGCUGGCAGUUCUUCGCCGCCUACUGCAACAGCAAACUGUGCAACGUGCUGUUCACUCGCGAGCUGGCGCGGAGGCUGCGAGGAAGUGACGUCACCUGCUACAGCGUGCACCCAGGCAUCGUGAGGACGCAGCUCUCCCGACACGUCAGUCUGUGGCAGAAGGUCUUCAUCGAGCCGGUGGCUCAGCUGCUUUUCCUGGACCCGGAGAGCGGAGCCCAGACCACGCUGCACUGCUGCCUGCAGGAGGGGAUCGAAGCGUUGAGCGGCAGCUACUUCUCCUGCUGCGCGCCGCAGCAGCUGUGCGCCCGGGCGCGAGACGACGGCGCCGCCAGGCGGCUGUGGGAGCUCAGCGCGCGCCUGUGUGCGCUCUCGGACUGAGGCGCGCCGCGGCUCUGCCUCCUCCUCCUCCUCCUCCUGACUGAGACAUGAGGUCCCCCAGACACAGGGUGUUGGCACAUGGCGACAUUUCACCUUUGUUCACGAGUGU